Messenger RNA from Naegleria gruberi, 1404 nucleotides. RefSeq lists its product as uncharacterized. The coding region runs from base 157 to 1380 and encodes 407 amino acids. The record is from RefSeq and is a predicted model, not a curated record. The transcript has a single exon. NCBI's taxonomy places the organism in Eukaryota, Heterolobosea, Eutetramitea, Acrasida, Naegleriidae.
GUCGACGACAAGUAACAAUAAGGUCUGCCCUCACAUUUCUUAGAGAAUUGAUUUGUGCGAGACAUUUGGUAGCGAGAGAGAGAAUUAAAUUCUCUGGCAUUAUUCUUCAUUUCUAAUUAGUGGUGGUAGUAGUAAAAUAGAAACAGACACAUUAGGAUGUCGCCUCAAUUAAAUUCAUCUCCCUCAUCAUCACCGCCAUUCAAUAUUAAUCUGAUGAGGCGGAAAGAUGAAACAUCACGAUAUAAUAACUUUCUAAUUUUCAUUACCUUUAUAAUAAUAUUAUUGUACAUACUUCCUCAAAAUGCUUAUUCAUUCUCACUAGAUUUUAGAAAUCUACAACAACCAUCAUCUAGAAAUAUUAAAUUGGUACCUGAAGGCAUAAUUAAUGGAAACCCUGUUAUUGUGCGAGGGACAGGGCAGAAACUGUAUAUUGUUCAAAUCAAUGGAACUGCAACAAGUGAUAGAGAACUGAGGUUUGGAGUCACCAUUCCUUUCCCUUCCAACCUAACAAAAGAGAACUUUAGAGUGGUAUUGAGCAGUGAUCCAUCAGUUUCGGAAGAUGAUGUGAGGAGGUUCCCUCUAGUUGCAAACAUUAAUUAUGAAGGAGAAUAUGAAACGAGUGUAAUAUACACUUAUUCACCUUACUAUCCUAGGCCCCUCUUUUUUAUAGUUGUGGAAAGUCAAUUACCUCCUGGAAUGGAGAGUCGAAUAAUAUUCCAUUAUGAAGUUUUAGAUUAUGUAGAUUAUGGAGAUUUUGAAUCGGUCAUUUUCCCAAUUCUAAUCAUUUGUGGAUUGCUAAUUCUUCUAGUAAUGGCUUCAGCAUGUUUUUGGGGAAUGGUUAAGAGAAUGAGAGACAGGGCAAGAAUAGUCUCUGAGCAAAUGGAAAUGGAAGCCAAAACUCUCAUUGAACUCAAUAGACACCAUCAACAACGGACGCCAAUUGCCAAUCAUGUUCAUGUUCGCCAAGAACGAGACAAUCGAGUAUUGAACACCAUUGAUCCACCAAAACAAGAUGAAAUGAAUAUGAGACCAGAGGGAAUUGUAGAAAAGCAAAUUCCUAUUAAAUCUCAACAAGUAGAAUUACAUGCCGAUUCUGAUGCUGUGACCUAUGUUAGACUUAAUAGACCUCCAGUUCAAGAGGAAAUUCAUCUAGCUCAGCAACAGCCAAUCCCUCUUCCAAACGAAGAAUCAAAUGCUGAUACUCAAAACCAUGUUCUCAUUCCUCCUCCAAUUUUCAAUCCAACUCCAGUACCAGGUUUUCCUGGCUUGUAUGCUACCACCACUACUACUACCACUGUUCUCCUUCCACAAGUUACUGAGCCAACCAUGCCAACCUCAGCUGAGGUUGAUUCGGAUAGCUCAGAAUCCAACGAUCAUUGAAAUAAUUAUUAUAAUAAACAUUGU